GUUUUAAUUUAACGUGCGCACCAGAGAAAAAUGUUCGGGCUGGUCAAUUGUUCACAAGCUCUAGUACAGUACGCAUGCGUAAAAUUGUAUUCUGCCACUUUAGGAGGGACCGAAAAACGGGUGUUCUACAGGAAUGAAUCGAUUCUGUGCAUCAGAUAGGUUGGAAUAUUUGCAGGGGCUUGUGACAGAAUUUCAGGACACUGACAGUGAAGAAGCUAAAGAGCAAAUUCUGGCCAACCUGGCCAACUUUGCUUAUGAUCCACGUAGCAUGGAAGCUUUGCGGAUGCUUCAGGUCACUGAGCUCUUCUUGGACAUGCUAACAGAGGAAAACGAGAACUUUGUGGAGUUUGGAAUUGGUGGCCUGUGUAACCUCAGCAUGGACCGGGAGUGUCGUGAUCAAAUUUUGCAAAGUGGAGGAAUUCCUUUAGUCACAGGUUGCUUGUCGAGUCACAGAGACGAGACUGUUUUGUCCGCCAUCACAACGUUAAUGAACCUUACCACAGCAGCAUCACGCUCCCAAACCACAGACAGUGCAGUAGUGCAGAGCAUGCUGCGCUUCUCACUUACACAGAAUCCUCGCCUCAGCAACCUGGCCACGGUUUUCCUGCAGGACUACUGCACUCAGGACCAGGUAGACAAAGCCAGAGAACUUUUACAAGGACACAGCCAGUCAGCUGUUGGAAUUCCUCUCCCCAAGGACUAGGAUCUUGUGAUAUCUGUGCUGGGCUUAAUGAAGAUGGACAGUAUAAAAUUUUAAAUGGACCUUGUGUAGACUUUUAUUCAACAUUAUUGUGACUGAUAGAUUUCUCCAUAUGCUGUGUUUCAGGCACUGCUUUAUUGUUCCUCAGGUGCAGUGGUGCAGAGCUACAACUCACAGUUUAAUGAUUUUUCUACACUUACACUCAUUUAUACCACAAUGGGCUUGAUAGUGAUUUAGUGUACAGAUGCUUUAAAGAACAUGCUUUAUUUUUCCAUCCAUCCAUCCAUUUUUGUACCACUUAUUCUACAUAGGGUCACAGGGGAAUCAGUCUAUCCCAGGGAACUCGGGCACGAGAGGGGGACAUCCUGGGUGUAGUGCUAACCCAUUGCAGGGCACAGUCGCGCACACACGUUCACACACUCCGGACAAUUUAAAAAUGCCAAACUACAAUGCAUGUCUUUAGACAGGGGAGUAGACAGAGGAAACCCCCAAAGCACGGGGAGAACAUGCCAAUUCCGUGCCCACAGGGCACUGGCGGGAUUCGAACACCCAACCCCAGAGAUGCAAGGCAAACGUGCUAAUCGCCAAGCCUUCAUGCUCCCUGUGUUUGAUUUUUCCACUACAAAAAAAAUUGAAACUACUAGUUAAGUUUUCCUUGUUUCCUUGUAAUAGCAGCCUAAUAGUAUUAUAGUUAAUAAUUUAAUAAUUUCCCAGCUUCUAUCUGGAGAUCAGUUUACUGUCUGGAGUUUCACUUGUUCUCUCUGGGUCUGUGUGGGUUUCCUCCAACCUCCCACAACAUAAGCUUUAUUGGAUAUGCUACAUUGCUCUUAGGAGCGAAUGUGUGUAUGAACAGUGGCCUACAAUGGACUGGAGUCCCAAUCUGGGUGUAUUCCUGCCUUAUGCCCAGUGUUUGUAGUAUAGGUUCCAAAUCCACCGUGACCCUGAGCUGGUUCAUGAAAAUGAAUGAAAUUUUGAUGUUUUUAGUAGGCUACUUUGGUUUAAGCUCUAAAAAGGCAAAUACUGUUAAAUGAUUGAAUGCAAAUUAAAUAUACUGAAAUAUACUUCA
Messenger RNA from Ictalurus punctatus (channel catfish), 1766 nucleotides. It is a transcript of the gene armc7, whose product is annotated as armadillo repeat containing 7. The coding region runs from base 134 to 703 and encodes 189 amino acids. Lineage: Eukaryota; Metazoa; Chordata; Actinopteri; Siluriformes; Ictaluridae. The transcript is spliced from 4 exons. The record is from RefSeq and is a predicted model, not a curated record.